UCAUACAAAGGGUUUUCUCAGGUAAACUAGAAGCAGUACGAUAUACUUCCGCUUAUCUAUAUCGGCCGCCGCCGCCGUCGCCGACGUAUAGUCCAACCGGAGAAUAGCUAGACGAAGAUGUUGCAGAGCAAGUCUUACGUGAGGAAGACAAAGCAAGGAAAAGUUGUCAAGGUCGUUAGAGAGCAUUAUUUAAGGGAUGAUAUUUAUUGCGGAGCUACCUUUUGCAAAGUCUGUGAUGUAGCUGGGGCGCGGUUAAGCGCCUCAGCUCCCCUUAUUCUUCUUCUCGACACUAACGUUGUCCUCAAUCAGAUUGACCUACUUGAGAAUCCAGCAAUUAGUGAUGUGAUCAUGUUAUCCGUGGUGCUCGAUGAGGUUAAAAAUAAGAAUAUUUCGGUUUAUAACAGAGUUAGAGCUCUAUGCAGUAACACAGCCAAGAAGUUCUUUGUUUUCUCUAACGAGCAUCACAAGGAUACAUAUGUGAAGGCAAUGGUUGGUGAAAGUCCAAAUGAUCGGAAUGAUAGAGCUAUACGAGUGGCAACUCAGUGGUAUCAAAAUCACCUUGGUCAUUCAAUCAGAGUCCUCCUAAUUACAAAUGACAGAGAUAACAAGAGGAAAGCCAUAGAAGAAGGAAUUUCUGCAGAGACAGUUGAAUCAUAUGUGAAAUCACUUGGUCAGCCAGAAUUGCUUGACCUGCUUGUUCAGCCUUCUUCAGAGGAUGUAAGAAUGGAGGAUGUCGAAGAUUUAAGACCUUCAAAGAGAAAAGUGGUCUAUUCAGAGCAUAAGCCAAUGUCAGAAAUGAUCACUGGUCUGCGUCAUGGAAUUUACCAUCAAGGAAAGCUCCGUGUGAAUCGCUACAAUCCAUUUGAAGCAUAUGUAGGAAGUGAAAGCAUCGGUGAUGAGAUUAUUAUUUAUGGUCGGUCAAAUAUGAACAGGUCUUUUGAUGGUGAUAUAGUGGCAGUAGAACUAUUGCCCCAGGAUCAGUGGCAUGAUGAGAAGUCCCUCUCCAUUGCUGAUGAAGAGGAUGAAGAGGAAGGUGUUCAUCUGGUUCCAGGCAGUGCUGAUGAUGCUCCUAGGAUAACAAAUCUUGUUCAAGGUUCUUCAGACGAUCCACAUUCUGUACCUUCUCGUCCUUCUGGACGUGUCAUUGGAAUCAUAAAAAGAAACUGGCAUUCGUAUUGUGGAUCCCUGGAGCCAAUGUCUAUGCCUGCAGGCAGUGGUAGCAUUGCUCAUGCAAUGUUUAUGUCCAAAGAUCGCAGACUUCCCAAGAUUAGGAUUCAAACACGACAACUGGAGAAUCUUCUGGAUAAAAGGAUUAUUGUAGCCGUUGAUUCUUGGGAUUGCUCAUCAAGAUAUCCUUCUGGCCAUUAUGUCCGUACAAUAGGACAAAUAGGUGACCAAGAUACUGAAAGUGAGGUAGUUUUGAUAGAGAAUGACAUAGAUGCCAGGCCAUUUUCUUCCCAAGUUUUGUCAUGUUUGCCACCACUACCCUGGUCUGUAUCCUCUCAGGACCUGGAAAAUCCUAUCAGGAAGGAUCUACGUCACCUGUGCGCCUUUAGUGUAGAUCCUCCUGGAUGCAGGGAUAUUGAUGAUGCAUUACACUGUACGGCUCUUCCAACUGGGAACUAUGAAGUUGGAGUCCAUAUUGCUGAUGUCACAAAUUUUGUUCACCCUGGAACGCCUCUUGAUGAUGAGGCUAGUCAACGAGGCACAUCUGUUUACCUUGUUGAACGACGGAUUGACAUGCUUCCUAAGCCUUUGACAGAGGAUAUUUGUUCUCUUCGAGCUGACGUGGAAAGACUAGCAUUUUCUGUUAUUUGGGAAAUGACACCUGAAGCUGACAUUAUCUCUACAAGUUAUACAAAGAGUGUGAUAAAAUCAUCUGCGGCGCUUUCUUAUGGUGAAGCUCAAUCAAGAAUGGAUGAUAGUCGCUUGACUGACUCAUUAACUAUGGACUUGCGAAAUAUGAAUGCUUUAGCAAAGAAAAUGAGGAAGAGACGUAUUGAUAGAGGAGCAUUAACUCUUGCUUCUGCUGAAGUCAAGUUCAAACUUGAUACAAAAUCAUUUGAUCCUCUUGAUAUUGGAAUGUAUCAAAUUCAAGAAGCAAAUCAGAUGGUUGAGGAGUUUAUGCUUGCUGCCAAUGUUUCAGUAGCAGAAAAAAUCCUCCAACAUUUUCCUAAUUGUUCAUUGCUUAGACGUCAUCCAAGUCCAACCAAAGAGAUGCUUGAACCCUUGCUUCGUACUGCUACCGCUGUUGGUCUUAAUUUGGAUAUAUCAACUUCUAAAAAUUUCGCUGAUUCACUUGAUCGUGCUAUGACUGAUGACCUUCUCUCGAACAAAUUAAUCCGCAUUCUGGCAACUCGAUGUAUGACACAGGCGGUAUAUUUUUGUAGUGGAGAUCUAAGUCCUCCAGAAUAUAUUCACUACGGGCUCGCCGCACCUCUCUAUACCCAUUUCACCUCUCCAAUCAGAAGAUAUGCGGAUGUCAUUGUGCAUAGGUUGUUGGCUGCAUCUUUAGGGAUAUACAAACUACCGGAGAUAUUUCGAGAUAGACCCCAGCUUACUAGCAUUGCUGAUAAUUUGAAUUACAGACAUAGGAAUGCUCAGAUGGCAAGCCGGGCUUCGGUGGAGCUUUUUACUCUAAUUCUUUUCAAGAAAAGCCCAACAGAUACUGAUGCGAGAAUCCUGAAGAUAAGAUCAAAUGGCUUCAUCGUCUUUGUUCCCCAGUUCGGCAUUGAGGGUCCAGUUUACUUGACGCAAAGGGGUGAUAAAAAAGGAGCUGGAGAAUGGGUGGUUGAUGAACAGAAGCAACAAGUAAGGAAGAUAGAUGGAACUGUUACUUUUGGCAUUCUUCAGUCUGUGAAGAUUCACCUGGAGGUGGUUGAGCCACAACCAAACAGACCAAAGCUCCAACUUAACCUUAUUUCCCCGAUCGACGACCAGCCCUAGUCUCUCAAUUGUGAGUUGUUUAUUUAUGUAGUGGUUAAUACGAGGGAAUUAGAUUGUGGUAUUUGAAUAUUGUCUACUCUUUUGUUCUCUCUGUUUUAAAGAAUUAUAUUAUAUUAUAUUUUGAAAUAGUUUUAAAAUUCAAUU
Impatiens glandulifera is the source of this 3090-nucleotide messenger RNA. Its product is annotated as exosome complex exonuclease RRP44 homolog A. The record is from RefSeq and is a predicted model, not a curated record. The coding region runs from base 118 to 2946 and encodes 942 amino acids. Gene Ontology annotation, molecular function: RNA binding; 3'-5'-RNA exonuclease activity; endonuclease activity. NCBI's taxonomy places the organism in Eukaryota, Viridiplantae, Streptophyta, Magnoliopsida, Ericales, Balsaminaceae. Gene Ontology annotation, biological process: rRNA catabolic process. Gene Ontology annotation, cellular component: cytoplasmic exosome (RNase complex); nuclear exosome (RNase complex). The transcript has 24 exons.